This is a messenger RNA of Brassica rapa (field mustard), 1810 nucleotides long. RefSeq names its product probable calcium-binding protein CML32. Lineage: Eukaryota; Viridiplantae; Streptophyta; Magnoliopsida; Brassicales; Brassicaceae. The record is from RefSeq and is a predicted model, not a curated record. Gene Ontology annotation, molecular function: calcium ion binding.
AAAAUACGAAAACCAUUAAGGAUUAGGAUUUUUUUUUUUUGGGUGCAAAAAGGAAAUCUCCAUACAGAUUUUAGCUAUAAAUAUAGAUAUCAUCGCACAACUUAUUUCAUAAACUUCUUUACAUCAUCAUCAUUCAUAUAGUUUUCAUUAGAAACCAACAAUGUCUUACGUUAAGGUUUUUGAAAGCAUCGACAAAAACAAAGAUGGUAAAAUUUCAUGGGACGAGUUCUCUCAAUGGAUCCGUGCUUUCUCUCCUUUGAUGACGUCUGAAGAAAUCGAUGAGAUGUUCACAGAGCUUGAUGCUGAUGGUGACCGUCAAAUAGAUAUUGUAGAAUUUGCCAAGUGCUAUGUGGUUGGCGAAAAAGAAGAAGAAGAAGAAGCUGUUCUGAAAGAAGCUUUUGAUCUGUAUGAUCUCAAUCGUGAUGGGAAGAUUUCACCGGGUGAGCUUCAUGUUGUGUUGAAGCGUCUUGGAAGGAAUAAGUCAAUGGAGCAAUGUGCUAGCAUGGUUGGUGCCGUUGAUGCAGACCAAGAUGGUCAUGUUAGCUUUGAAGAAUUCAAGACUAUGAUGAAUUCUGACAACAAAACGUUACUAUGAUUUUAACCUAGAUUUUAUAUAGUUAUAUGCUUUUCUUUAUCUGUUUAUAAAUUUGAUUUUUUAAGCAACGACAUCGUCGUGCAUAUGAAUGAUUUUGUUUAGAUUUGAGUCGAUCUCUUUUUCAUCUAAAAAGAGUUCACAUACUUAUAUAUAUGUAAUUAUUUUGAUACAAAUUAAGUUGUGAUUAAACAUAAAAAGCAUUACCAAACUAAACCUUCAUCUUAGCUUUGAAGUUUAAAGCUAUAAUGAGACGAUGCUUUUUUUUCUAACACAGAAUGAGAGGAUGCUAUAAAAUUUCUAAUUCAUAUUGGAAAUAAAAAGAACAAGUUCUGGUUAUUACAAACAGACCAACGUAUAGAAACUCUUUAGAGAAAAAAAAAACAUCUGAGAAGAAACACAUAACAAAAGCGCAAAGUCAUAUCUCAAUACUUAGCCAUGUGGCCUGUGAAUGCAUGGAUUGUUUCCCUUGUGGCCUGUGAAUGCAUCCAUGCAGAUUGGGAUGAGUCCUGGAUGAGCCGCCCAUGUCCCAUCAUGUCCUGCUCUUACUUCUCUUAGCUUGUCUUUCCUCACUAGCUCUAACGCCAUCUCAUUCGCUUUCGGAUAAUCUCUUAUCGGAAUCUGAGCAGCCUGAGCAUUAUAUAAACAAGCUCAACUCAACAUAUAUCAACUGGUGCAUUCAAACAUUAAUGUAUUGACUUCUUAUCUUGCACUUAAUUCAUAAUGUAACAUCGAGUUUUUUUUUUCUGUUCUUUUGCCAAUCCUACCAACAAUCAUGUCAUGACUAUAAAUAAAAGACUCGAUGUAAGAUAAACAUAUUUUGCAUAUUUCCAAAUUAAUUCUUUCAAAAAGUGAAGAAGAAAAUAUUUUCAGUUAAACUUAAUGUAAGCAAAGCAAAGAAGAAUCAUAAUUAAACUAUAUCUCUUAAUUUUCUUUUGUUCGUUUUAUUCAUUAAUAUAAUUCGUUUGUAUUAUUUAAUUUGUAAUUCAAGCUUUGUACUGCAAAUUAAACCAAGGAGCAAUACAAAAAAAAAAAAUCAAUCGAAUAUGUAUGUGGUCUGUCAAAUACUAACUAGUCCAUUGAAGUGAUAUUUUAAAAGGCUCUAAACAAAAUGAAUUGAAUAUUUGAUUAAAGAAAAACGUUUACAAACACUUAACACAGAUCUCAUUAGUCAUUACUAGUUCACACACCAAGAACCCUAAACCCAACUUUGAAAAC